AUUAGAAUAUGAUUAGAAUCUCUUUGGUUAGAAUAUCGUAUAAUCAUACGUCUCGAAAAGUCAAAACUGUUUUUUCAUCUAAAUACAUACUAAUAAUUAUAUUUUAAGUAAUUGCAUAAGUAAUAGUAAUCUGUGUAACGGCCGUAACUAACGCAUCAUUGUAUUGUCCGUUUUCCACUGGAAAAUUAUAAUUAAUUCUUAUUUUCAUUAGUAUUUAGUGUGUGAAAUUUUAUUAUUUUGUUGCUCAUAACAUUUGAUUUGUAAAUAAUGUCGGAUUCGGAAGACGAGUCAAAAAUUAAAGAUUUUAAAGAAAUUUCUGAAGAAAUAGAACGAUGCAAAAUGAAUCCAGCAACAUCUGGAAUGUUUGUGUCCGGUUGGGAUGAUGCAGACCAAGAUGUCGAUCUUGUGAAGAAUCCCAAAGCUAAUCCAAUUGAUCAUGUUUUAUGGGCUGCUGAAAAUGGUGAACUUGAAACUCUUCGAGAACUUUUAACAAAACAACCGGGUCUAGUGCAUGCAACUGAUUCUGAUGGAUAUACACCACUACACAGAGCUGCAUAUAGCAAUCAUGUGAAUGUUAUAUCAUACCUGCUUAGUGUAGGUGCAAAUGUUGGAGUCAAAACAGAGCUUGGAUGGACGCCACUACAUUCCGCUUGCAAUUGGAAUAAUUAUGCUUCUGCUGCAAGAUUGUUAGCAGCUGGUUCAAAUCCAGGUGCUUUAUCGGAUGGAGGGCAAACACCUUUGCAUUUGGCGGCAGCAAUUAGUCACUGUAAAUCAACAUUACUUGUCUUGUUUCUUAGAGAAGACAUUGUAGAAAUUUCUCGAAGACCAAAUAACUCAGAUGAAACUCCAGAACAGUUAGCUCGAAGCCAUGGAAUUUAUGCACCCUUAUUUGAAAUGGUAUUACCAGCAGCCUCCCAUAUUCGUUCUUUAUCCUUCACUUGCAACCCAUAUGUAAGAUCAUAAAUAAUUGAAGCAAAUAACUUACAUAUAAAGUUACGAGAUUUCAUCACUUCUCAAGCUAUAAGACCUAUUAUAAAAAUAAUUUGUUCAAAAUGAAAAUAAUUUAAACCAACCUUAAAGACAACUUCAAGUGUCGCAUUUUGCAUUUUUUGUUUGAUUAAAAGAUUAAAGAUUAGUCAAGUUUAAA
Messenger RNA from Melitaea cinxia (Glanville fritillary), 1147 nucleotides. It is a transcript of the gene Ankrd49, whose product is annotated as ankyrin repeat domain-containing protein 49. The record is from RefSeq and is a predicted model, not a curated record. Lineage: Eukaryota; Metazoa; Arthropoda; Insecta; Lepidoptera; Nymphalidae. The coding region runs from base 268 to 963 and encodes 231 amino acids. The transcript is spliced from 4 exons. Gene Ontology annotation, molecular function: protein binding.